This is a messenger RNA of Triplophysa dalaica, 4097 nucleotides long. RefSeq names its product Rho GTPase activating protein 42a (gene arhgap42a). Gene Ontology annotation, biological process: signal transduction. Lineage: Eukaryota; Metazoa; Chordata; Actinopteri; Cypriniformes; Nemacheilidae. The record is from RefSeq and is a predicted model, not a curated record. Gene Ontology annotation, cellular component: cytoplasm. Gene Ontology annotation, molecular function: protein binding; GTPase activator activity. The transcript has 25 exons. Bases 191 to 2908 code for a protein of 905 amino acids.
CACCAGUUAACGUAACACAUUCAUACAAUGCUCCGUAGUUGAGCAGGGGAACAAGAUGCCGGAAGUGGGGUUUGGGGAUGCGGAGCGUCGGGACUGGUAACGGUGGAAGUUCACGCUAUUUAGUCAUCUACCGUUUCUGAGGACUAAGGUUGCCGCCGAUCGUCAGGUCUCAUUCAUUUGCGCUUUUACAAUGGGGCUUCCUGCGCUGGAGUUCAGCGACUCUUUUCUGGACAGCCCGGACUUCAGAGAGCGACUUAAAUGCCACGAGAUUGAGUUGGACCGCACGAAUAAGUUCAUAAAGGAACUGAUCAAAGAUGGCAACAUGCUGAUCAAUGCGCUAAAAAAUCUUUCUGAAGCUGUACAGAAGUUUUCCCAGUCUCUUCAAGAUUUCCAGUUUGAGUGUAUUGGAGAUGCAGAGACAGAUGAUGAGAUUAACAUCGCCCAAUCCUUCAAGGAAUUCUCCCAGCUGCUGAACACGGUGGAGGAGGAAAGACGACGACUUAUACAAAAUGCUGAUGAUGUCUUGAUCACACCUUUGGAGAAAUUUCGCAAGGAGCAGAUCGGAGCAGCCAAAGAAGGAAAGAAGAAAUUUGACAAGGAGACGGAAAAGUAUUACACAGUUUUGGAGAAGCACUUAAGUCUUUCUUCCAGGAAGAAAGAGCCUCUUUUGCAGGAGGCAGACGCCCAGAUAAAUAAGGAAAGACAGGUCUUUUAUGACGCAUCUCUGGAAUAUGUCUUCAAAAUCCAAGAAGUGCAAGAGAGGAAAAAAUUUGAAUUUGUGGAGCCGCUUCUGGCAUUCCUCCAGGGUUUGUUUACCUUCUACCAUGAGGGCUAUGAGCUGGCGCAUGAGUUUGAGCCGUACAAGCAACAAUUACAGUUCAACCUACAAAACACAAGGAAUAACUUUGAGAGCACAAGACAGGAAGUGGAAAAUUUGAUGAGAAGGAUAAGGUCUGCAGAGCAGGACAUUAAAGCUCCUGGACAGUGGACCAUGGAGGGCUUUCUCUACGUGCAGGAGAAGAGACCCUUGGGGUGCACAUGGAGUCGACAUUACUGCACAUAUGAGAAAGGGACCAAAAUGUUUACAAUGAGCAACUCCGAAUUCAAGUCUGGAGGCAAACAGAAUGGACUAGUCUUGAGCCCCCCUGAGAUGUUUAAGCUAAAGUCCUGCAUCAGACGGAGGACAGAUUCUAUUGACAAGCGCUUCUGCUUUGAUGUCGAGGUGGUGGAAAGAAGUGACCCCUGUGAAGGGAUUCUGUUCAGUUAUCUUCAAUGUUUCUAUAAAACUCAUCGGCAUGGCAUCAUAACCCUGCAGGCUCUUUCUGAAUCCAACAGAAGACUCUGGAUGGAGGCCAUGGAUGGAAAAGAACCAAUUUACACUCUUCCUGCACUUCUGAGCAAGAAAGAGGAAACGUUCCUGAAUGAAGCUGGCUUUAAUUUUGCAAGAAAGUGUGUAGAGCUGGUUGAAGCAAGAGGCAUUAACACAAUGGGACUGUACAGAAUAGGUGGAGUUAAUUCCAAAGUCCAACGACUCAUGACUUCAGUGUUUGCUGCCAAAGCUCCAACAGAUAUGGACCUUGACCCAGACACCUGGGAUAACAAGACCAUCACCAGUGGUCUAAAGAAUUACCUCAGGUGCUUGGCAGAACCUCUCAUGACUUAUAGAUACCACAAAGACUUCAUCAUGGCUGUCAAGUCUGAUGAUCAGAACUACAGGGUCUGUGCCGUCCACGCUCUCGUCCACAAACUGCCUGAAAAGAAUAAAGAAAUGCUGGAUAUUCUGAUCAAACAUCUACAUGUGGUCUCCACACACAGCCAAAAGAAUCUGAUGACCGUAUCUAACUUAGGUGUGAUUUUUGGCCCAACACUCAUGAGGUCACAGGAAGAGACGGUGGCAGCCAUGAUGAACAUCAAGUUUCAGAAUAUUGUAGUAGAGAUUCUUAUAGAAAAUUAUGACAAGGUAUUUCACCAAGCUCCAGACCCCAACAUCCCCCUGCCACAGCCUCAGUCUCACUCUCAUUCUCAGUCUCGCACCAGCGCCCGGCGCAGCAAAGCCAUCUGUCUGUCCACAGGGUCCCGCAAGUCUAGAGGCCUGUAUCCCCCCGCUCUGUGUCUGGCUGAUGCUGAUAGUGAUACGUUCAGCAGCAGUCCCAGCAGCACUCCGAUGGGCAGUAUGGAGUCUCUCUCAUCACAUUCUUCAGAGCAGAACAGUUGCUCCAAGACGGGCUCCCCCACGCGCGCCAAACACAAACCAUCAGGGAGUCUGUGCUGGACCACCCCCUCCUCCAACGGGCCGAAACGCUCCGCCUACACCACCAGCCCUGAUUCCAGCUCUAAAGAGGACGCCAACAAGACUGACGGAGAAUGGGAAGAGGCGCUGAGUACAAGCCCGGGGGAUCGAGGAUCUCCAAUAUCAGAGCUCCUUCAGAGGCCCUUAGGGGAGCAACUGGAGGGUCAUGGAGAAGUAAGACGCAGCCUCUCCACCGCUUCUUCUCUCACUUCCCUCCACAUCUCUGAGGGUUUCAGGAGCUGUCACGGUUCCAUUCAGAGUCUUGUGUCACGUGGUCACAGGGACAGUCUCAAGUCUCUCCAUCUGCCGGAUCUUCCUCUUAAAGAAAACUUGAGAUGCAGAGCUGACUCCUCUGCCAGCAAUGGCUACCAGAGACCUGGAUCUGUCGUGGCCUUUAGAGCAGCCAUCUUUGAGAGUCCUGUGAUUUCUCAGCCCCCAACUUUGGGAAGAGACGCAAAGGCCUUGUAUUCCUGUAAAGCGGAGCACAGUCACGAGCUCAGCUUUCCACAGGGGGCGCUGUUCUCCAAAGUAUAUCCAUCAGUGGAACCCGGUUGGCUUCAAGCGACCUAUGAAGGCAAAACUGGACUCAUACCGGAAAAUUACGUGGCGUUCCUCUGAUUCUUCUGAAAAAGGCAAAAGCCUAGUCCAUGGUAUCCAUGGUGUUUGAUUUUGACCAAAAAGGGAACGUUUAUUAACGCCUUACUGUAUGUAAAUAGUUUUAUUGCAUAGCAUUAUAACCAAUCCAAUAACUAUUCUACAUGGUAAUGUUUAUUCAGGAUGUAGACAUGCUUCCAGGUACAUGCGGUUGACUGUGUUAACAUACAUUCCUGUAUUUAUAAUUGCCAAACUGCUUAUGGGCUGUGAUAUUGUGAAAACAAACUAAUUCACAUGAUGAGAUUUCUCAUAACACAUUGACAGUGUUGCGGUACGGUUCAGAAGGUUAGUGAAGAUACAUGUACAGUAAUAUAGAGGGAGAAUUACACCAGCAUCACAUGAAUACAAAUAUCUUGUUUAGCCAUAUAACCACAUUAAGUAUCUUGCUAGAAUAUAAAAGUAUCCCAGCAAUGAGAUACAUGCAAAUGUUUCUAAGAACAUUAAUGUAAAUGAAAAGUACAUUUCAAGAGCACUCUUGUAGGAGACCGUAUUGCCCAGUAUUUGACAGUAUGUUUUAAUGAACACAAAUGAUAAAGCAUGCAAUAGGACCACAGUACUAUUACAAUUAAAACUGUGGCUUGGUCUUUUAGGUGAAAUCAUUUCCUCAAUGGGUUGACACCCAUUGUAAUUUUCAAGUUUCAAGUGCAAUUUCCAAACCUAAAUACUAGAAACGUGGUACCUCAAGGAUUUUCAGAUCAUUUCAUAUAAUAUGUCUAAAUGACUUUAGGAGCCAAAAGAGGUUUCCUUUUCUUCAAACUUAUUUAAUUAUACUAAUAUACUUUGUCAGUUUUGUGGCUAUUGGUGAAACAAUGCUACAUAACAAGUGUGCCUUAGACGAUUUAGUUAAUACUGAAUGUAUUUCUUAAGUGUAAUAGAGUGUUUUUAAUAAGUACAAUCAACAAAUGACGAAAAUACUGACAGUGUUAAGUUGUGUGUAGCUGAAUACAUGUGUUUUGUUUAGUUGUUCUGUAGCAAAAAUGCUGUUGUUCAAGUAAUGGUUCUACUGUGUUUUACUUUACACUGGUUUAGCAUUUCUGUAUGUUUUAAUGGAGUAAAGCAUUUACGUUAUACAGAUUAUAACAGCUAGUAACAUAACACACAAAGUAAUUUAAUGUUUGCCUGAUUAUUUUCUCAUAAAGUAUUUCAAAAAGUA